Molecule: messenger RNA, 484 nt
Organism: Diuraphis noxia (Russian wheat aphid)
Lineage: Eukaryota; Metazoa; Arthropoda; Insecta; Hemiptera; Aphididae
Source: RefSeq, a predicted model, not a curated record
GAUACCUUCGAAGAUGGUGGACGGUGGUCAUUACGUGACGACAAAGAUGGCCAAUGCCGUGGGCAACACUGUCAGGCCGUUGGGACCUAUGAAGGAAAUCGUAGACGCAACCGGCAAUACCGUGUCCAAAGUUAUGGGGUCCACUAGCCGCCUGCUGGGAAAGAAMGUGAAAUCGCCGAAAGAAGUCAUUUUUCUGUACAGCCAUCCACUAAAGCAACUGGGCACGUCAAAAGUGUACCAAGAAAUGGUGCGGACGGUCAUAGGAUAUGCACUCAUCAACGUGGUACUGCACAAGGAUGAAAUGAAGGAAUCGGAUGACACGUCAGUGAUCCUGGAUAACAUGCCCGUGCUCCAAUCUGUAGUGGACGAACUCGAGAGUAUAGGGGCCUCAGACGAUGACAUUGACGAUAUCAUCAAUGUGUUGGGCCGCAAUGGCAAACAGGAUCUGCCCGUCCAGAUCAAAUCACAGGUAUUUAAUGCCUAA